AUGGCAACUGAAGCCACCACCGAAAUUAUUGCGACGCCGCCGAUAGUACCCGAUGAUGAGCUGAACACUGUCGAUACCUCCUCGAGCCAAGAUGCCCCUCCUGAGCAACCCGUGGUAAACGGAACUGUCGGGAAACUCAAGCAGAAUGCAGAGUGUGCGGAGCCAAGUACCAACUCAGCGGACGUGAGCGUGAGUGGAGGAUCAGAUACGGAGGCUUCGAAAACAGAGAUCUCGAAAUCCCCUGGCGAUGAUAAGGGCCACGUACGCACAGCAUCUUCGGUCAAGAAAGUAGCUGCUUUCAAGCCUGUGUCGGUGAACAAGACCUUUCUCGCGGCAAAGGGAUCGGCCACAACGGCGCCUUCGAAGCUUGGGGAUAAAGCUGCUGCAGGAGCAUCACCGACUCAGACACCGGCUUCUGCCAGCAGCGCUCUGAGACCUCGGCUGGUUGCAAAGAGUGGAAGUGGUCUUCGCGACUCGGCGCCUCGGAACACAACAGCGGCAAACGGAGCAAAGGCUGGCGCAGCACCGGAUCCCAGUGCCGUGUGGAAUAAGAACAGACCCGCACCACCUGUAGAACCGAAGCGAUUCACCGACGAAGAGCUGAAGCAGCGUUAUGGGAUUCAUCUAGCUACCAGACUACAGUCAGACGAGCCGGGCAGGCAGGCGAACUGGGCAGACAUCGAGGACGAUGAUGAUGAUUGGGCUCCAGAGACGAUCGAGUGGACCGAUGGCACAAAGAUCACUCUUUCUCAAGCCGAGGACCCACCCGCUCCAGUUCCUGAACCUGCGCCUGCGCCUGCGCCUGCGCCAGCACCCGCGCCGAAGGAAAUUUUCGUAGCAAAGCCAAAAUCACCACAGCCAGCCCAAGCUUCAGCUCCGCCGCCUGUCAAGCCCAGUGGAUUUGGCUCCGGUCGAGCUGGACUGGUGCUCAAGGGAUCCAGUGAGAAGCCUACUCUGGUCGCAAAGCCUCCUGGACCUCCAACGCCUGUAAAAUCUCCAUGGGCUUCCUUACCACCCGUGGACAAGGUGGCACCCGUUUCCAUCGAGCCCCAGCAACAGCAGCACACCAAUAGCCGUUUCAAUCAGAGAGACCCCCAUGGUUUUAAUGGGAUGCCGCCUCCACCUGCGAAGGAGAUUGCUGCAGACGAUUUCAGCCGGUCGUGGAGAGAGGGAUCCAAUACUAGUCGUGAAUUAUACAAUUCACAGUCUGGUCGGUAUGAGCCUGUCAACGACAACCGCCGAGUAUCUAUGCGCAAUGACGCCCGUAACGAUUCCCGCGCUCAUCAACCUGCUUUGCUUCAGCGACCUCCUCUCCACGAUGGCGCCCCAGAACCGUCUGCUGCCUUUCAAACCCACAGAGCAAGUGGCCACGAAGGCUAUGGCCGUCGCCGAACUUCUUCCAAUCUCAGUGGUGGUAGCGGGAACCUCGUUAGGCGCAUGAGCAGGGGUCACGAAAUGCCACCGCCCCAUGAGUUGUUGAACGUUCGCAGAGGCUCGCUAGCGGCUGUGAGCGACACUCCUUCGUCCCCACGAAAUUUCUCACCUUCUGGUCAACACCCCAACCAACGUGGCUACUCAGCUCACCCGCAAGGUCAACACUGGCAGUCCUCGCAACAAGGUCAGCAAUCGCAAUCGCGCGCUCCACCUGCUGCGAGCAAUCCUUCUUCAAACUCAACAAACCUCAACACAGUACCAGCGAUCUCAGCGGUAUCCGACGCCCCAGUUCCAACACCCGCUGUCCCCUACGAAGAUCCGAUCGAGGAGCAGAAGAAGAUUAUGCGUGCAACCCGUGAACUUGCAAUCAAGAGAAGACAAGAGGAAGAGGCAAAAGAAGAAGCUGCUCGCAAGGAGCGAAUCCGAAUUAAGCUUGAGGCUAUGGGUCCUCCACCGGAGUCAAAGAAGAAGAAAGAGGCGGCUAAAGAGGAAAUGACUACUCCGAAGCAAAUUCAAAGCCAAGAAGCUGCUGCUGCGCCCCCCGUGCAGUCUCAAGAGCAAGCUUCGGCAGCAACUCAAAAUGAUGCAAAGGUGAAGCCAAGUUCCGACUCGGCCCAGAAACAUGCUGUUGUCUCCCCUGUCGAAGAAAAAUCCGUGGGCACACAUACUUCCAAUCAAGAUAUGCGCUCAAAUGGAGCUUCUCAAGGCCGACCUAUGGCAUCUCAAACCUCUCAAGAUGGUCGACCAUCGUCGUGGCAAAAUAACACUGCUCCAUCUGCAGAUAGAUACCAGUCUUGGAACGCAGCUCCUACUCCACAAUCGUCCUCCAUGAACGUCUGGGGCCCGCCUACAAACGAUCGAACCCUCGGUAAUGGUACAUUCAACUCAGAAUUGAGUAGAGUACCAGACAUUCACCAGUCAUCGCAUCCAGGCCCGAUCGGACCACCAAAUCGUGGCAAUGCUCAAUUCCAGCAAGGACGUGGCCGGGACCCCUAUGGAUCAAGACCGGCUCCAAUUGGGCCCCCAAACCGAUACCAGGGACAACUCUCUCGGCAAGAUCUGGAGAAGAAAGCCGCAGUAGCUCGAUCGGGUUGGGGUUCCUUACCACAAGUUCUCCAGCACAAUGAAGGCGUCGAGGCCAAGCAACAUGAUCUAGAGCGUGCUCAGAAGCUCAAACAAGUUGAGCAAGGUAUUCUUUCCGAACCUGUAGGUCCUGCGAUCCAGGAGACCUGGCGCCAAGUGGCUAUCAAUGAGGAUGGCAGUAGGGGCAAGAUCCAAACCAACAUCACCAGCGUCCAUGACCCACAGGCAUGGAAGUCGCAAGAGGAGAGCACAACCCGAGGAGGCAUGUUUGAGGACCAGGAGGCUGCUCGGCGACAACACAUCGAUCAUGUUGGCAAUCAAUCACGUUUCAAUGAUGGCAGUCAACCGCCCUUCAACGACGCGUGGAGAACACAGGCGAAUGCGAAUGCUUCUCCUGCUGUUCGGGGCUCCCGUUUCUUCCCAAACAACCGUGACAUCCGCUUAGAGGAACAAUAUGCUCUAUAUGACAUACCAAGUUCCCCAUCCCCACCACCUCCUACCAUGGCCGGACACCCUGCUUACGAUGGCGAUAUCGCACAUCCUCACGUCUCCUUGCCACGCCCUGCGCCUGUGGUCAAGUUGCCCCCCGCUCCUGUCAUGGCACCCAUUGGUCCUCCACCCAAGCCAGUCUCUUUCGCCCAAGUAGUACAAGCACCUGCAGUUCCAGCCAUCAGCCACAAUGCCGGCUAUCAAUCCCGCCAAAAUGCGCAUGCAUAUCAAGAUAUUCGUCGACAGGAGCAGCCUACUGCAGGAGGAUGGCAAGACAGAAUCAGCAACUUGCUUGGACGUAAGAACUCUCCUCCAAAGUCACACGCUCUGGCUGUCGAUUCUUCGAGCAAGAAUGCCCUUGAGCUUCCGAAACAACAGGUCGGUGCUACUGUCUCGUUGCCGUCGGUAGGUUUGGGAGACUUAGCCUUUGAUAACGGCGCGGUCGAAUCUAAGCCAGCUGCCGAAGAAUGUUUCGAGGAGCAGGAGAUGGGGUCUUUACCUAUCGUCAAAGUCCCACAUCUUGCCCCCCCCUCGGCUUGGAACCUUGCCCCGGCACCAUCGAAAUCCUUCCCUCGGAAGUUUCAGGUCUCCCAAGUUCUCACUGCUGAACCGAUCCACUUUGGCCAGCAAAUUGUGAACAACAUUGCAACGCUCGUGAUCAAGCUCCCAGGACAAGAUGAUCCAAAGAGUGUCACCAUUGCAGUAGCCCCUCGCCAAAGAAGUAACCCGAGAAGAGGCGCAAACUCACGAGGUCGCGGAGCACAGUCUUCAUCCUCUCACCCAAGAGGUCGAGGCGGACGGGACGCUUCGAGUGGGUACCCAUCUACAAAUCCUGACAACGCAUCAGUUGCCUCGAACACGAAUUCUGGCCGUGGUGUACGAGGAAGCAGAGCUUAUGGCACUAGCUGGGCCCGCAACUCCACACCAGCAGUUCACACCUGA
Molecule: messenger RNA, 3948 nt
Organism: Drepanopeziza brunnea f. sp. 'multigermtubi' MB_m1
Lineage: Eukaryota; Fungi; Ascomycota; Leotiomycetes; Helotiales; Drepanopezizaceae
Source: RefSeq, a predicted model, not a curated record